Messenger RNA from Merops nubicus (carmine bee-eater), 965 nucleotides. It is a transcript of the gene TRUB1, whose product is annotated as TruB pseudouridine (psi) synthase family member 1. Gene Ontology annotation, cellular component: mitochondrion. The coding region runs from base 1 to 651 and encodes 216 amino acids. Gene Ontology annotation, biological process: mRNA pseudouridine synthesis; tRNA modification. Gene Ontology annotation, molecular function: pseudouridine synthase activity; RNA binding. Lineage: Eukaryota; Metazoa; Chordata; Aves; Coraciiformes; Meropidae. The transcript is spliced from 6 exons. The record is from RefSeq and is a predicted model, not a curated record.
AUGGAAUGGGAUAGGCAGUGGGUCAACCCAUGGAUUUUAAUACCUGAAGGUAUCUCCAGCCUUGAUGCAAACUCAUGUUACAGAAAGUACACUGCCAUUGGACUGCUGGGCAAAGCUACUGAUACGUUAGAUGCCACAGGAAAAGUAACUGAAGAAAAACCUUAUGACCAGAUAACAAAAGGAGAUCUUGAAAAUGUCCUGCAAAAGUUCACAGGGGACAUAAUGCAGGUUCCUCCACUCUAUUCUGCUUUGAAGAAGGAUGGAGAAAGGCUGUCAACUCUGAUGAAGAGAGGAGAAGCAGUCGAAGCAAAGCCUGCUCGGCCAGUACGAGUGUACAGCCUCUCUCUCCAGCAGUUCCAGCCACCACUCUUCACACUGGAUGUUGAAUGUGGUGGUGGCUUUUAUGUCAGGAGCCUGGUCAGUGACAUUGGCAAAGAACUCUCUACCUGUGCCACUGUGCAGGAGCUGACCCGCACCAAGCAAGGGCCAUUCACGCUAGAGGAGCAUGCCCUGUAUGAAGACAAAUGGACAAUUGAUGAAAUUGCACAGUCCUUAGAGCAUUGCACGUCCCUCCUCCCAGGAGACCCAGCUCAUAAAAAAUUGAAGGCAGAGCAUCCUGGUGAAGCUGCUGUGAGCUGUGAAGAUAAGUGAUAAGUUGGGUCAAGGAAAAAGACUGAAUGAUUGAGACGUUUUAAGAUUGGAUUGGGAUUGUCUUGCCUCCUGUGUAAAUUUACAAGUCUGUAGUGGGGAGGGUGACAAACUGCAGUGCAAGAAAAAUGGUUCUUUUGUUUUCUGUGGUGAGACCAUGCACCAAGAAUAUCCAGCGCUUGCUGCUUCCUGAUCUGGUUUUUGCCUUUUGCACACUGGAGGUGGGUCUGCUACUGCUCUAAAAUCUUCGUAAACUUCUAAGAACUUGCAGGGUACAAUAUAGUUGUUGUUUCUUAUUCCUCAAUAAAAAAAAAAAC